AAUAAGUGGUUAUGAACCAUUACCUAUCACGACAACAACUAAAGGCGAAGAAAGAGUAUUUUGUAUAGAACCAAAUAGAGACCCGCUACAACAUUUUGUACUAUUGCCUAUCGGUAAGACAGGAGCAGGCAAAUCUAGUUUAUUGAACACGAUAUUUAAUGAUGAUCUUUUCAAGGCAAAGGCUGGUGCAAGGGAUUAGUGAACGUACAGGUAUUUGGGCUAUUGAUGAUGACGUGAAAAAGAUCAUUACUGCUGCUGAUACACCAGGGUUGGGUGACUCGAUGCAUAGAGAUCAGCAAUUUCAAGCGGCCUUUCGAGACUAUAUUCAGGAUGUAGGUCAUCGAUUAGGCAUUGAUGCAUUUUUAUUGGUAUUUCAAUAUGAUUCACCUUUGAAUAGUGUAAUGAGCAUAUUGGAAGGCUUUCACAAGCUAAUGGACGUAUUUGAGCCCAAGAACUGGUGGAAUCAUGUCAUCUUGGUAUUUACUCGCGUAGAUUAUUAUCCCAAUCUUAAAUUUCCGCCUACUGUUUUACAUAAAAAGCAGAGUAUAUCUGAAGUCUUGAUUCCCAGCAUACAAAAGAAAUAUAGUCUCGAUCAACCACCAAAGUAUGCCUUUAUGAGUUCCAAACCACGUCAAUGCUCCCAUGCUAAAAAGGGAAUGUGUGAUUGCUCUGCGAUCUUAAAGUAUCAUACAGAUCAGAUGAAGACACUCAAAUCGAGAAUAAGUGCAGUCCUCGUAGAGAAUGAAGGGGAGCGAUGGAGGCCAUUGUGUGAUGUAUAAAUUAUUUAUUAUAAUACUUUUCUCAUGGAAUGGAAUAAAAUGGGAACAAUAAAUACAGCAAUAAAGCCAAUACCUGAAUAAACAAUUAAUUUAGUAACAAUGUCCACGUCGUAUCUUAAUGGAGCGUCUUCAACAAUCAAUAACGAGGUAGGAUCAAACAUGGCUUCUUUCUCCAGGUUUCGUCCUCCACGAUA
Rhizopus microsporus ATCC 52813 is the source of this 973-nucleotide messenger RNA. RefSeq lists its product as uncharacterized. Bases 159 to 779 code for a protein of 206 amino acids. NCBI's taxonomy places the organism in Eukaryota, Fungi, Mucoromycota, Mucoromycetes, Mucorales, Rhizopodaceae. The record is from RefSeq and is a predicted model, not a curated record. The transcript is spliced from 3 exons.